Messenger RNA from Osmia lignaria (orchard mason bee), 3292 nucleotides. RefSeq lists its product as uncharacterized. Lineage: Eukaryota; Metazoa; Arthropoda; Insecta; Hymenoptera; Megachilidae. The record is from RefSeq and is a predicted model, not a curated record. Gene Ontology annotation, cellular component: intracellular membrane-bounded organelle. Gene Ontology annotation, molecular function: phosphatidylinositol binding.
UAAAGUAAUUUCUUUUUACAAUUUUUUAUAAUCUUUUUUAAUUAAGCACUUGGAAUAAUUACUAAUUCAUCAUGAAUAUUUUUUUUUAGUCUCUUUAAAUUAAAGGAGAUAACAUGAUCUACAUAUACACACAGAUACCUAUAUACUCUCAUUUAAUCAUUUGAUAUGUUACAUUUAUACGCAUGUCUCAUAACACAAGGUAUGUAGCGAACUUCUUUAUCAACGAAAAACGAACAAAAAAUUACUCACGUAACUUCCUUGCUUGAUAAAACACCACGUAUGUACUCAUUUAAGUGCUUACAUUGAACUGACAAAGAAUUCAUUCAGGUGUCAUUUAAAACGAUACAUUAUACCAAGUGUCAUUUGAUUUUUGGAAAAAUUAUAAUAAUUACUGCAAUCAUGUGUGUCGUAUUAAAACGAACAAAUGAAAUAGAUGAUGAAGGAAGAGAUCAUCCUUUUUAAAAUACAAUUGCGUCGUCAUGUAAUACAAAAAGAAGUAAAAUGUUGAUAGAAAUUCACGCGCUGACAAGUACAAGGAGAAUAAGUUAGUGAACUGUGAAUAUUAACGUGUACAAAACACCUGGCGUUCAGACAAAAAUUGUACUCGAAAAUGCCGAGGUUACACAGUACCACGUUAAUAUGUUAAUCGAAAUAUCAUAGAAUUUAAGAACAUUAAUAUUAUAUUGGCACAAAAUGUAAUGUUAAAUUAUUAUUAUUAUUGUUAUUAUUAGCCAAACACAUUCAUAAUGGGAAAAAUUAUACCAAUGAGCUGGUUGAACCAGAUAUUGUUGAUUUUAAGUAUAUUAUGUGUAUCAUUGUCUUUAAUCAUUCAACAAUGGGCAGGUCUCAUACCACUACCAAUUUAUAUUUCUAUAUCAUGGGCUAUUUUUAUUAUAAUAAUGUCAGUAUGGCUUAGUUGUUUUUUGCUUCAACUUACUUUAAAAACAAAUAGCCCACUUAAAAUCAAAUUGCUUCACAAUUGGUUAUAUCAAAAGUUGGCAAAUAGUUUGAAACUACAUAAACCAGAAAAAAAAGAUGAUUCUAAUAGCGAAUCUGAAAAUAAGGCAAAGAGUAGUAAUAUAAAUUCUGUACAAAUAACUAAUGAGAAAAAAACUGGCAAUGUUUCAAAGAUAAAGAAAUUACACGACAAAACAGUUAAAUCUGGUGCAAAAAGUAUUUCUUUAAGAAAAAAGAAAAACGAGGAACUAAAUAAUUUAGUAAAAGAAAUACAUUUGAAGUGUAUAAAUGCUUGGUAUAAAUCCAUCAGCAAUGAAAAAUCAUUCCCUACUGAAGCACAAGAAUUAUUAAGAAAAUUAUUGACCAAACUAUUUUAUAAAAUCAGUUCAAUAGACAAAGUGGUGCUUACUCAUAAAUUGUCAAAUGUGUUCUUAUUACAUUUAAAAGAAUAUUAUAGAGCAUUGCGAAGAGUAGAAAAGGGAACAGCUCCAAACAUAGAGGAAGCAUUCAAAUAUUUACAUCCUGGUUCUCGUAACACAUCAACAUUAGAGCAUAUGCUUCAUCAAAUGGUCACUAUUUUAUCAGAAGAAUUUUUACAAUGGGAAUUAACAAGUUCAUUACCAUGUAAAAUAUUACUAUCUAUAUUAGCAAAAAGAUUAUUAUUAGUCAUAGAAACAAUAAGUUCUCCAAAUUGGUUGUUUCAAAGUUUAUCAGAUUUACUACAACCUAUACCAAAAGAGGCUGCUGAAGUUCUGAAUAAUCAGGGAGCAGAUACAUUACAUACCAAAAAAAUUAUAUCCAAUGCUUUAUCUGAUGGAAUGGCAUCUGCAACAGCAGCUGUAAUUCCACGACCACUUCCAAAACAAAAAUCUGACUCAUCUACAAAGCCUUCGAGUCGGGAUAAAAAUUCUGUAUCUACAAAUGAUCAAAGACCCAUCCUACACUUAGACAAUUUAACUAAAGAAUAUAGAGGUCUUUGGGGUCAAAGUAUGACAGAGCUGGAUUCUGAAGUAGAUGAAGAUAAAAUGUCCCCUGUAUAUGAAGAACCUACAGAUUUUGCUACAACAAUUGCUAGACUUAGAAAUGUAUUACAACAAAAAUCAACUGUGAAUACACCUCUACAUGUGGAGGAAAAGUCUUACGUAGUAUACGAGGGUAGUCAAUUCAUAAAUCUGUCAAUACCUUGGACAGAAUUUCAUACAGCUUUUGAUGGUUCUCAACAAUUACUUUAUUGUAUUCAAUUCGAUGACGUGGAACAACGUGAAGUAGAUUUGUUCGAAACUACGACUGCUACUGUUAGAAGACAAUACCGCGAUUUUGCUCAGUUACAUACUAGUCUACAAGAGAUUCCAGAAUUAGCUCCUAUUAUGCAAGACUUAGUAUUACCAGAGGGUGGCCGCGUUGAAUUAGAGAGUUACUUGAAAACAUUGACAAGGCGUUUAGCUAACGAAUGUCCUUCGCAAUUACGACAUUUUCUACGUCCAAGUAGUAGUGCAGGUAAAAAAGCAGAUGCAGUUGCACCUCGAUUUGAUAGAUUUCUAGCCAAAACUGUAACUGGUGUUUUCAAUACAUUGAGAACGGUUGUUCCGGGUUUUGAGAUUGAACAAGAAGAGGAAACUGUGCCAUUACCUACAUUAAUGCCUUUAUCUGAUAUACCAUGGAGAUUUGUCGAAAAUAUCAAAUCGAAAAGUUUACUGACUGAAUUACAACAAUUAAUAACUGAAAGAACUGAAUAUUCUUCUGUGGAUACAGCAUAUGAAGCUGUUGAUUCAAUGGAAGGUACUGGUAAUUCGGCGUUAUUAAGUCACUGGUGGGAAAUUGUAAAAAAUUCUUAUGAAGAAGAAAUGGAUGAAUUGGACUCUCACUUAAUGUUAACAUGUAUCGCUGUUGAUCUUAUCUGUGAAUUACUAACAGGAGUUGGUAGUACUAAUACCUUACAACAAGAAGCAGUUGUUAGGUGGACAAAAUUAUUGUUUGGAAAUGUCACUGAACCUAUAUUACAAACUGCUAUUUUGCGGGUUUUCGAUUACUUGGGUAAUAUGUCACUUUAUCGUAAUAUACAAAACAAAAUUUCUGAGGAACCUCUAACAGAAUUAAAGGAAAAGUUGUUACAACAGCUGUUAACCAAAAUCCCAAGUGAUAUAAAAUUGAUAUUCGGUGAAGAUGAUAUGUUGAAUAUUUUAAAAUAUUUACUUGAUUCCUAUGAAAUAAAAAAGAUCAAUCUAGACUUAAAUCUACAAAUAGUAGAUGUUUUAGCAUCACAGUUAUUGAUUUCGUGUAGGUUAAAUCACGACGGUGCAGCAUUUUAAUAAUUUUAUUUUGUUUUUAAGUUCAU